This is a messenger RNA of Suillus paluster, 838 nucleotides long. RefSeq lists its product as uncharacterized. The record is from RefSeq and is a predicted model, not a curated record. Bases 246 to 557 code for a protein of 103 amino acids. NCBI's taxonomy places the organism in Eukaryota, Fungi, Basidiomycota, Agaricomycetes, Boletales, Suillaceae. The transcript is spliced from 2 exons.
UGAAGAAAAUUGUGUAGCAUACAUAUGCUUGAGCUCUAGUACUACUUGAGUAUCUUGUGCCAAUUCCUGCAUCAUGUCCCGUGUCUUUCUCGCACAUCCCAAGUCGCUCUCGCGCGUCACAAGUCUUUCCCGAAUAUGUCUCGCAUUGUUCUUCCUGCACCCUUGACGCCCAUCCCACGUCUUUUCUGCACGUCCAAUUUGUACAUUCGAUAUUUUUCGUAUCUCCCGCACUUCCGCCGUACCUCAUGCGUCGUCUCUGCUACACGGCUCUUCUUCCGGUGCCUUUGACGCUCAUCCCAAGUCUUUUCUGUGCAUCCGAUUUGCACACCCUAUAUUUUCCUGCAUCAUGCUGUAUAUCUCCCGCACUUCGGUGGCAUCCCCUGCGUCAUCUCUACUGUACACCUCAUACCUAUCUCAUGCACCUCUCCGGCACGUAUCCUACAUCCACAGGCUACCGCAUAUUUCAUGUCUCGUGUAUGGUAUCCCACACUAGUACUACUUCGCCUCCUCGCUCGGUCAUCUCAGUCGCUCGGUCUACUCGCCGUUGGCCUCACUAGGAAUACUAGUCACUACUCUGAGAGUACCCCCGUGGGUUGAUAUGUGCCUAAGAAAACAACUAUUUCCGUUAUUCCCUUAAAUGGACCGUAGAUUAGAGGCCGGGAACACGGACUCUGAAGCCUGGCGGUCAAGAAACAAUGACAGAAGUAAGUAUCAGAUCUAUCAUAGAUUCGAUUCACAAUAUUGGUUUUAGUCAGUGCCAGCAGAGUAUGGAUACAAGAAGCCACUGGGGAGCACUGUGGACUCGGAAGUAUGCAUUCAUGACUUAUUGCUAUGGCGA